AGGAAAGCUCUGCUGUGACUUAUCAAAAUUUCUCUUAGCUUCUCAUCAUGCCAAACAGCCGUGUGGUAGCAGCCAUCUUCAUAUGAAGCCUAAUACCCAUUAAUUCUCACCAUAACAUGCUCCUUCCAUUUUAUUCUCAUAAGAAUCAUAUUGCUUUCACUUGACUGUUAGUUCUAUCACAUAUCACUUGAUGAAUUAAUUACCCUUUGGGAGAAGGAGAAGUUACUCAAUGCAGCAGGAACCUCAAGGUUUUGUGAAAGAGCAACAGUACCGGCUGGCGUAAAUAAAUAAAUUAUAUUUAGAGAAAUUGAGAAGAAGAAGAAAAAAAGUUAUUAGAGAUGCUAAAGAGUCCCAGAAAGUUUACGCUGCCCUUUACUAAAUGGGUAUCUGAUCUUGAUUGGCGUUUCCUUGUGUUGAUAAUCCCUGCCGUUUUUAUCCUUAUGUUCAUCUCUCUCCAUUCAACCACUUUAAACACCUUUUCUUCAUUGUACCCUGUUCAGCAAUUCCUUUUGAGCCUUCCUUUUCAAAAAGCCAAGGCUGUGGGUAUCAACGAGAACAAUAAUCAUGCUUCGAAAGAUGAGUUGGUGCGGUCGAGAAUGGCUGUGUGUUUGGUGGGUGGUGCUAGAAGGUUCGAACUCACUGGACCCUCCAUAUUGGAGAUGAUAAUCAAGGAAUACCCCAAUUCGGAUCUUUUUUUGCAUAGCCCGAUAGACAAAGAUACAUUCAAGUUCUCUCUCUUGAGGUUUGCGCCAAAGGUCGCUGCCGUUCGAAUCUUCCACCCUCAACCGUUGCCGGAGAAUGAGUCAUAUGUUCGAGUCCUCACGGCGCAGAACUCGCCCAACGGCAUCCAGGGGCUUCUUCAAUAUUUUAACCUCGUGGAAGGAUGCUUAACGAUGAUAAAAUCAUAUCAGCAGAAGAACCAUUUCACGUACGACUGGAUAGUCCGAACACGAGUAGACGGGUACUGGAACGCUCCACUCGGGUCAGAAAACUUUGUUCCGGGUAAGUAUCUGGUCCCUCCCGGAUCCUCGUACGGUGGACUCAACGACCGUUUAGGCAUCGGCGACCUCAAAACCUCAACAGUGGCUAUGUCUCGGCUUUCCCUCAUUCCCCAAUUAGAUUCCGCUGGAUUCACCAACCUCAACUCAGAAUCAGCCUUCAAAGCUCAGCUCACAACACAACAUGUGAGUUACCUCACGAAUCGACUUCCUUUCUGCAUCGUUUCGGACCGCAAGUACGAUUUUCCGCCAGGCCAGUUCGGCGUGCCGGUCGGGGCGUUGUCGAGUCCCGGUCCACUGAGCGGAGCAAAAUGCAGACCGUGCGUGCCGGUUUGCCAAGGCACGUGCGUGGAGAACGUGAUGGUGUCCGUUGAAAAGGAGUGGAGUUGGACCGAUUGGGAGAACGGGUCACUUGAACUUUGCGAUGCUCACGAAAGCUGGGAAAAUGGUUGGGAGAAGACUUUUGAUCGAGUUGCUGGAAAGAAACUUGCUGAGGCUAGGAAGAGAAUUCACUCUAUGAAAUUGAUGAACUGCAUUAACGAUUUCAUCAAGUUGAAAAAUCAGACUGCACAUUGGAAUGCCCCUCCAGUGGAAGAUAUUUGUACAUUGGGUUUGGCUUAUUAGUCUUGAUCUUCGGUUUUUUUUUUUUUUUUCUAUACUCUGCAGUUAGUCGUAAACACAAUUUACUACAGUAAACACGAUUUGGGGAAAAUAUCAUUUUUUUGGCUAAUUGGAAUACUUGUUUUGGAAAUUUAAAUAUGAAAAAUAUAAGUAUUAUGUUCGUCGAGAAAAAGGAUGCUUCGUGCGGACCCUUCAAACAAUGAGACCCACAUGGUACUGUGUCGGCCGGAAAAAGUUUUAACUUUUUUUGUAACACAGAAAGUUUUGAGUUUUGACCCUUUAAAUAUACUAGUGGUAGUGGGCAUGUUGCAGAGGGGGAAAUUUAUAUGGUACCCGACUCUGGUGGUCCCUCUAAAAAUAUGAUAUUUGUAUUAAACUUUUAUUUUUUUUCUUCUUUCUUCUCAAUUUUUUUUUUUCUCUACUCUGUCUCACCAAAUUAAAAGUGCUCCGAAAGCACUAAAUUUCUACACGUAGCAGAGGGUGUGAUAUCAAUUAAUGUUGAUAUUAGGAUUUUUUGGGUUAAUCUUUCAAUAUGUUACAUAACAGAAAAAUUUUCUCAUGUAAAAAAAUCACAUGAUAGUGUUGGAAUAGAAGAUUCUAUAUGUUGUUAUGAUUUGCUGUGAUAUGUUGUAACCUGUAGUUUGUUAGGAUAUGUAUAACUGAGUCCUAUUGUAAUUAGGUGUAGUUACUUAUCUUUAGGAAGUUGUUUUACUAUUUGGUAACAGACUGUUUGGUAACAGCCGUAACAGCCUAUUCUAUUUAAGA
Molecule: messenger RNA, 2384 nt
Organism: Gastrolobium bilobum
Lineage: Eukaryota; Viridiplantae; Streptophyta; Magnoliopsida; Fabales; Fabaceae
Exons: 2
Coding region: 339-1622 (427 amino acids)
Source: RefSeq, a predicted model, not a curated record